AUUACAAAAUCUUAUACAAAUUUUAAUACUGUACAAUGUUUUUGAUUUUUUUCCAGAUAUCUAUAUUCACUGAAAUACCAAACAUUGAGGUCCUGACACUAAGUGCAAACAAAAUCUCUUCACUGGAGCACAUCAGCCAGUGUCACAACCUGACAGAGCUGUACCUGAGAAAGAACAGCAUCGCCAGUAUAUCCGAGCUGUACUACCUCAAGCCCCUGACUCGCCUGCGCGUCCUGUGGCUGUCGGAGAACCCCUGCUGUGGUCAGGAUUCUCAGAAGUUCAGGCUGACGGUGCUUCGCAACUUGUCGAACCUGCAGAAGCUGGAUAACCAAACGGUCACUGAGGAGGACCUGUCCCGUGCUCUGGAGGAAGGAGAAGAGAUCACUGCACCCCCUUUCUGGGAGAGCACAGGCAAUGGGGUGCCGUCAACAGACAAUGAGAACGACUCGCUCAGCUUCAGCAUGGAGGAGACCAAUAAAAUCGGUGAGCAGCUGGGGAUGAAGCCCUUAACCAGAGAUAAAUUCCCAUCCUUUACCACCCCCAAGGAAAGAAGAUCUACUUCGGGUAAAAAGAGUAAUGUUUUGAAUGCGGUUCUACUGCUGCUAAAGGAUCUGGAUGCAGAGAGUUUGGAUGUGGUUCGCAAGACAACAGAGAACAGAUUGCACACUCUGCAGAGGAAGGAGGCUCAGCUUUAUAUACAAGAGGUCUUCAAGCAGUAACCAUCACAAAUGGAACAGUGCCAUAGAAGCGCCGUAUCCACAACCCUCUUCUGACUGCAGUAGUUCAGGAGUGGCCAAAGAGAUGUAGUAUCAGUCACCUGUGUAAAAUCAUUUAACCAAACUUGAUAAGCAUUCACAAAAACGAAACAUGCCUGAAAUUAAAAUAAGCACCAAGAGCCCUUGCUGCAUUUCUGUCUCUCACGUUACUGAGUGUA
This is a messenger RNA of Polyodon spathula (Mississippi paddlefish), 934 nucleotides long. RefSeq names its product cilia- and flagella-associated protein 410-like. The coding region runs from base 36 to 719 and encodes 227 amino acids. NCBI's taxonomy places the organism in Eukaryota, Metazoa, Chordata, Actinopteri, Acipenseriformes, Polyodontidae. The record is from RefSeq and is a predicted model, not a curated record. Gene Ontology annotation, molecular function: protein binding. The transcript is spliced from 6 exons. Gene Ontology annotation, biological process: cytoskeleton organization.